This is a messenger RNA of Thamnophis sirtalis, 1149 nucleotides long. Its product is annotated as tetraspanin-3-like. Gene Ontology annotation, cellular component: plasma membrane. The record is from RefSeq and is a predicted model, not a curated record. NCBI's taxonomy places the organism in Eukaryota, Metazoa, Chordata, Lepidosauria, Squamata, Natricidae.
AUGGUCUAUUUAGACGAUAUCCUUAUUUACACAGAGACACGUGAAGAACAUGUGAAACUUGUUCACAUGGUUCUGAAGAAACUCCGGGCCGAACUUUAUGCCAAAUUGUCCAAGUGUGAAUUUUAUCAGGAAAGCGUUGAUUACCUCGGCUAUCAAAUCUCCCACAAGGGGAUAGAAAUGGACCCCGCUAAGGUCAAGGCUGUCACUGAAUGGGAGGCCCCACGUACACGGGGAUCUAAGCCCAAAUCUAGCAAACCAUUGGACUGGACUAUGGAGUGUCAAGCUGCUUUCGAAAAGCUGAAACGCCUCUUUGCGGAGGAACCGGUCCUGAAGCACUCUGACAUGGACGCACCUUUUGUGGUCCAGGCUGACGCCAGUGAUGUGGCGGUGGGGGCGAUACUGCUUCAAGCAAGCCAAGUUGUUCUGACUUUCGUUGGUUUCUUUCUUUGGGGAACUUCCUUGUUCUUACUGUUUGGAGGAAUAUUUGUGAUCCUUACCUACAAAAACUAUGGAGCUUUCUUUCCAAAUCAAUUCUUCCCUCUGCCGGGUUGGCUGGCUAUCCUGACUGCUGCUUUGCUUUUACUAGCUGGGUUGUUGGCAGUCUACAACCCUGUGAGAAAUUCUCAUUAUAGUCAAGGAAUUCUAAUGUAUUUGCUGCUGGUCCUGUUCUGUCUGGAAACUUCCUCGGUCGCCAUGACCCAAGUCUACUCUGCUAAAGCAUGCUACCAACUGAAAAGCAGUCUGGGUCACUUUUUCCACCAAUACAACGGGAGUUCUCCACAUCAUUGCAGCACUGAGAUGGUGAACUCCGUCCACAAACAAUUAAAGUGUUGUGGGAUCUACAAUUACACUGACUGGACAGAAGGGCUCCCAAAGUAUCUCCAGAAUGGACACGUCCUUGUUCCAGAAAGCUGUUGCAAAGAGACUUUCUUGGAUUGCAAUGGUGACCUAAACCAAUCAGAGAAACUCUUCAACGAAGGAUGUCUUAUGAAGCUACAGAAAAGGCUGAGGUUUAUCACACAGUAUAUGGAUUGGUGUUGUGUGCUGGCCAUUUGCCUGGAAGUAUUAGCUGCUAUCAGCAAUGGAAUACUAAUGAAGGCACCCCCAGCCCAAGACUUUCACAUUAUGGAUUCUUCUGCUUUUUCUUAA